AUGAUGGCCCCGCGUCAUCUAGUGUGGCUUGCCCAUGCUCUACCAGCAGUUGCGCUGACCAUUACCGCGCCAUCUACCCCCGUGGCCACUCCGACAACAUGUGGCACCGAAAACCUGAUCAAAGAGGGAUCUUUCUCAGGCGUCAGUCUUGAUGAUGGAGUGUGGACGGUCGCGGGCACGGAUUCCGGAACUGUCGUGGAUAAUUAUUUACAUCUGAAUGCCGGUGCUGUCAAUGCCAUGUCGGUCCUCAUCCAGUCUGUGUCCCAGGCAGUCGCAGGAAAGAGCUACACCUUCUCUAUGGAUUUCCGCCAGAACGCUGGCACUGAUACUUGCUCAUUGGAGAUUCAAAUUGGUGGAGUCACCAUCGAUACUAGCAGCCACACCGCAAGCGACGCCUGGGCGACUAUCUCCAAGCCGUGGACUGCUAUCGGGACCAAUGCGGAUGUCAUCCUCAUCAUCGAUUGUGACGGCGAGCAAGACGCUGGCUCCUCCAGUGUUGAUGUGACGAACAUCUCUCUUGUGGAAAGCUGUGGCACUUCGUCUCUGUCAAGUGUGUCGGUGCCGGUCAGAACCCCCUCUGUUUCGCCUGUUUCUAGCGCUCCCGUUGCUUCUAUGUCGCCCUCUACUGCGCCCAGCUCCCACGCCUCUUCGGGUAUUGUGUCCUCGAGUGCUGGAGCUGCUCCUUCUGGCUCUGCUAGCGAGUCUGCUCCCCAUGGAUCUUCCAGUUCUUUGGCCAUUCCUUCUGGCGUCCCCACUCAACCAGCCUCUCACGGAUCUUCUAGCAUUUCGGCCGCUCCCUCCAGCCAGCCAGGUUCCCACGGGUCUUCAAGCAUAUCCUCUGCUCCAUCCGGAGUCGCUACUCAGUCCGGCUCUCAUGGGUCCUCGAGUGCUUCGGCCGUUCCCUCUGGAUCCGCUAUUGAGCCCAGCUCUCACGCAUCCUCCACCGGUCCGACUACUCCCUCCGGUGCCUCUACCCAGACUAGUGCUCCCGGCUCUUCUAGUACUUCGGUAGCUCCUUCGACUCAACCUGGCUCCCACGGGUCCUCCAGCGUGAUUGGCACUCACCCAUCAUCUGUUUCCUCUUCUGUGCCCGGCUCCUCAACCAUCGUCUCAUCCGGCCAGUCUUCCAGUGCUCCGGGCCCUGCCACAUUGACAACUACUAUUACCGGACCUGCCAACUCCGCUUCUAGCGUCGCUGGCCAGUCCUCUGGUAUUUCUCAAACUUCCGUCGUCACCAACCCCUCUGGAGCCACCACUGGCAGCUCUGCCAACACCUCAAGAGGCCAAGGCGAGCCAGCAACCCACACCACAUCAGCAGGCCAGACGACUGCUGCUUCCUCGCCAGCUGUCUCCUCUCCGGCCGUCUCCCCCACCGCAACUAACACACAGGAGAUGACCACUUCUACGGUCUUCACUACACGCACUGCAACUAUCACUGCCUGUCCCUCUACUGUCACUGACUGCCCUGCGACUCAGAAGACUACCUACGUUACCACCGAGACCAUUGUCGUUUCGACGACUGUCUGCCCAGUCGCUGAUGCGACUACCACUGCCGCAGGCUCUCAUGUCACUGGCUCAGCCGGAAACAACAGCGGCUCUAGCUCUGACUCUGGCUCUGGCUCAAGCGGAAGCGGAAGCGGUAGCGACAAUGGAAGCAGCAACGGCAGCCACAAUGGUUCCGGCUCAGGUUCUGGCUCCACUGGCAGCGGAAGCAACAACGGCAGUGGAUCUGGCUCAGGCUCAGACGACGAGUACACAGUCUCGACAAUCUACUCCACCCGCACCGUUACCUUGACCGAGUGCCCAGCAACAGUGACCGACUGCCCAGCUCGUGACAAGACAACACAUGUCACAACUGAGACACUCGUUGCCGGAACAACUUCCAUUCCCAUCGCAGCUGCAACAACUACCGCCGCUGGUGCGCUCCACAGCUCCUCCGUGCCCGCUCAGACCACGACCAUCGUCGUCGGUACCGAGACCCGGACUUCUACCAUUUUCUCUGCUGUGACUGUUACUGGCACCUCUACAACCGAGGGAAGUGCUAUUGAAACUGGUGUCUUCCACAUUGGCGGAGGCACUGGCGCUAGCUCCAAUGGCAACGGAUCUGGUGUGUCGGCGGGUGAAGGUGAAGGCUCCAUUGGCUCUCACUCUGGCUCCUCUGGCUCUGCUUCAUCUGGUGCUGGCUCGUCUGGCUCCUCCGUUGAGAGUGCUAGCGCUUCAUCCAAUCUGCCAGGCAUUACACGUAUCAGCUCGGCGACUCCCAGUCUUACCCGAUCUGUCUCUUCCAUCGCAACGGUCUCACCCAUUGCAACCAAGCCUGCAAACUCUGGCAACGAAUCUGGCGCUACCACCGUUAUCGGCUCAGCUGGUACCAGCACUCAAACUACCGAAACGGCGAGUGCGUCUCCUAUCUUCAACGGUGCCUCUUCUCGUACCAUUUCAGGCGCUGUUUCGGCACUCGGUGCCAUGGCGGCCCUGGCCCUCUUCCUUUGA
Messenger RNA from Penicillium brevicompactum, 2493 nucleotides. RefSeq lists its product as uncharacterized. The record is from RefSeq and is a predicted model, not a curated record. Bases 1 to 2493 code for a protein of 830 amino acids. NCBI's taxonomy places the organism in Eukaryota, Fungi, Ascomycota, Eurotiomycetes, Eurotiales, Aspergillaceae. The transcript is spliced from 2 exons.